GGGCGAUUGACGGCAGCAACUGCUCCCCGCGGUUUGCUAUUCCCAUUCCGGCGAUGAUGCAUUCCUCAUCCGCCACUUGAACUUGGACAACCGAGACGAUUGGCAUAUGCUGUCUUUCGUUUCGUCCUUCAUCUCCCAACAACAUGCGGCUCUUCCUCGUUCGACACGGAGAGACCGUCGACAACGUGGCCGGUUUAUACGCAGGCAUCCGUGACUCCCCCCUCACCACCCACGGUGUUUUGCAGGCACGUCGUCUAGCCUCGCACUUUGCCUCGCGGUCGUCCUCAAUUGGUCCUGUCACGCACAUCUUCUCUUCCGAUCUGCAGCGCGCAGUCAGUACUGCCCAGGCCAUUGUGGACGCCCAGGUGACGAAGGCAACGGAGAAGGAAGAUACGGACCAUUCCAAGCUCCAAUUGGUUCAGGUUGUCGAGCUUCGCGAACGCGAUUUCCGAUCUGCCGAGGGGAAGCGCUUUGGCACACCGCAUUCCGAUGCCGAAACGCAUGACGAGAUGCGCGCGCGAGCCACCGAUUUCGUACAAGUCCACCUGGAUCCGCUGCUGGACAGUAUCUCCAAUGGUGAUAACUGCAAGACCAACACCACCGUCGUGGUUGUCGCGCAUGGCUUGAUACUCAACUCGCUCUUGAGAUCACUUUUGGCGCGUUAUGCCCCAGAAGAGCUGACGAGGCUUGCCAACGCAAAGCUGUCGUCGGGUUCUGUUGCCGGAAGGUCAGAAUUUCUCGCUGCUUGGAGCAACACUGGAUAUCUCGAGAUGAAGGUGGAUGCCAUUGCCUCGUCUGAGGAGACCGAGAAGUCGACUGUUCAGUUGACUGUCGUCCGGGUCAACGUCCUUGACCACCUCCACGGCCUGAAAAGGACCAGGGGUGGCAUUGGCAGUGCCAAAUUUGACAGUAAACAGAAGACGAUGGAUUUGUUCUUCAAACCCGCUGCCAAAAAGCGACGGGUUGGUUGAUCGGUGUCAGCAAUUGACAGGAUAUCUUGAACUGGCACCACUCGAGGCUUGCUGGAAUAUGUCAAGCCAUCGUCACUUCGGUGCACUUCAGAAUAGCUCUCAAUGACACCUGAUCAUCCAU
Molecule: messenger RNA, 1092 nt
Organism: Neurospora tetrasperma FGSC 2508
Lineage: Eukaryota; Fungi; Ascomycota; Sordariomycetes; Sordariales; Sordariaceae
Exons: 3
Coding region: 144-971 (275 amino acids)
Biological process (GO): regulation of pentose-phosphate shunt; negative regulation of programmed cell death; fructose 1,6-bisphosphate metabolic process
Cellular component (GO): cytosol
Molecular function (GO): fructose-2,6-bisphosphate 2-phosphatase activity
Source: RefSeq, a predicted model, not a curated record